AUGGCAGAUGAUGUUGUAGUGGUCUCUGAGACCAUAGUUCGACCAGAGAGCAACGAGGAUGGAUCGGAUCGGGUUAAGAUCCAUCUCACUCCAUGGGAUCUCAUCUUCCUUCGAACUGAAUACGCACAAAGAGCUCUUAUCUUCCCGAAACCCGACCCGAAAGUGAACGUGAUCUCUCAGCUGAAGUCCUCUCUUUCCGCAGCUUUGAAGAUCGUCUAUCCAUUCGCUGGACGUCUAGUGAAGAUCCGCAACGAAGACGACGAAACGGCGUCGUUUUACAUAGACUGCGAUGGUUCGGGUGUCAAAUUCGUGCAUGCAGAUGCUAAAACUGUGUCGGUGAGCGAUGUUUUGGAACGUUCGGGGGAUAACUGGAACGCGUUUUUUCCAGCAAACGGAGUUGAAAGCUUAGAAGGUGUCACGGAGUCUUUGCUUGCUCUCCAAGUAACGGAGUUAAAAGACGGAAUCCUCAUCGGGAACUGA
This is a messenger RNA of Brassica oleracea var. oleracea, 480 nucleotides long. RefSeq lists its product as uncharacterized. NCBI's taxonomy places the organism in Eukaryota, Viridiplantae, Streptophyta, Magnoliopsida, Brassicales, Brassicaceae. The record is from RefSeq and is a predicted model, not a curated record. The transcript has a single exon. Bases 1 to 480 code for a protein of 159 amino acids.